UGCUGCUGCUAUCCCAUCUAAUGGUGACUCCCCCUCCAACUGUUGCAUGCAGCCAGCCUGCUUUCAUUCAUAAAAUCAGUGACCAGCAGGCGCCUGCGCCUUGGACUACGCACAGGCCCUCCCUAUCGCCCCACCAGUUCGGCUGGUACGUAGCCUUUUGCGCCAAAAUUAAAAUCACAUUGCUUCAGUACGUUUUCGCACGUUCAUUAAUGCAGUCGUGCCCGGAUGCCAACGGAUGCUGCCAUUGAGCGCUGUUCCGAUUAGUCGCUUUAAAAAUGUGAAUUAUAAUAUGUACGCGUCUAAUUACCGAGUCGAAAACAAUGCCUAGUUGGCGCUGGCACCGUGUGCUGGUGGUGGUGGUGUGGCUUUGGUGUCUUUUAAGCUGUUGCCAUGGCUGGACAGAGGCUGCGAGUGCGACUGAGGUGCUUGUGGUCAUUGCCUGUCCGCCGCUGCCCCGUCGCUUGCUGGAUGAAUGUUUUGCGUUGUCGGACAGUUUGCGGGAGCAGCAGCAACAACUGGCGGGGCUCAUCCCCGGGGAUUAUGUCCUCAGGUUCCACAUAAUGCAUGAGCUAUUCAAUUAUUGGACAUUGCUGGACGCAUUGCCAGGCGAGACACGUUUGCUAACUGCGCGCACGGAAUGGAUUAUUUGGUGUCAACACAACACGCAUGUGGCCUCGCUGCGUGGCCUCCUGCAGCAGCUACACAGCCAGGACCCAACGGAGGCUGCCUACUACGGCCAUGCCUUGUACGACACGGAGGCCACGAUUGUGCAUCAUUUUGCACACUACAAGAAUCCCAGAUGGUUCCCGUAUCCCCUGCUCAGUGCCGGCGUUGUUUUCACAGGUGUUCUGCUGCGCAGGCUGGCGGAACUUGUUGCUCUUAAUGCCCAGAAUGGCAACCGGCACAGUGAGUUCGCCAUAGACGCCUCCCAUGAGCUGGCCCGCUUUAUAUUCGACAACUUCACACCUGACACACCCAAGCCAGGACCGAAGAGCGACCCCGUAGAUGGCGAAACCUUGGAGCGGAAAAUCAUUUUGAAAAGUGCUGCCUACAUUUGUCCCACUGCAGCAGGGCCGUUGCAUUCCCCCGAGACGGGAAUGGGCACGGGCACGGGCACAAGGAAGCCUGUGCCUUGUAUGCUUUAUGCAAAGCCAGAGAUGUUUGCUGUCCUGCCAUCGACUUUGGGGAAUCGGAAUCGGGUGCAAGGGCAGGUGGAGGUGCAGCAGGUGCAGGUGCAAACAACAGGAUCGCACAUCUAUUUUGCAAUCAAGACCUGUGCAAAAUUCCAUAAGGAACGUAUACCAAUCAUCGAACGCACCUGGGCGACCGACGCCCGGCACCGUAGAUACUACAGCGAUGUGGCAGACGUCGGCAUACCGACAAUCAGCACUGGGAUACCCAAUGUUCAGACUGGACAUUGUGCCAAAACAUUGGCAAUUUUACAAUUAUCCCUCAAGGAUAUCAGCGCACAAAAGGAGACACACAUACGCUGGCUCAUGCUCGUCGAUGAUGAUACGCUGCUUAGCGUGCCACGAGUGAGCGCCCUGCUGAAUGGCUACAAUCACACGGAGCACAUCUAUCUGGGGGAACGCUACGGGUAUCGUUUGUACGCCUCAGAUGGCUUCAACUACCACACGGGAGGAGCCGGAAUUGUGCUCAGCCUGACCCUGGUGCGGCUCGUCCUCGAGCACUGCAGUUGUCCGAGUGCCAACGCCCCGGACGACAUGAUACUGGGCUACUGCCUGCAGGCGCUCGGAGUGGUGGCCUUGCCAGCCGCCGGGCUGCAUCAGGCCAGGCCUCAGGACUACGCCAGCGAGCUGCUGCACCUUCAGCCGCCCAUUUCCUUUCACAAGUAUUGGAACACGCAGCCCGAGCACACGUAUCGCAGAUGGCUGGGCGGCUCCAGCGGCGGCAAUCAGACUGUGCCGCAGGCCACUGGCAAAGAACGUGCGACAGUGGCUGCUGCUGCUGCUGCUGCUGCACCACUGCCCCUGCUUGGAGGACGACUGCAGCUGCCAGGUCUUCCCACUGGCCUGGCAACGGCAGAGAAGCAUUUGGAUCUCUAGUCUGCUGCUGCUGCUGCUGCUGCUGAGACAUCCUUCGAGCCCCAUGAUGAGAUCCAGUCUGAAGACUGAAGCAAAAGAUGAAUAAAAUUAAUCUUUCGGAUCGAGUCCCUUCAGCAAUGCCCACAGCGGCAAUUAUAAUAAUAUUAUUUUUAGAACAUAAUGAAUUGAAUGUAAUCCUAUCUGCAAUUAAAAUUUAAGAAAUACAA
This is a messenger RNA of Drosophila obscura, 2272 nucleotides long. Its product is annotated as beta-1,3-glucosyltransferase. Bases 321 to 2066 code for a protein of 581 amino acids. The transcript is spliced from 7 exons. Gene Ontology annotation, cellular component: membrane. The record is from RefSeq and is a predicted model, not a curated record. Gene Ontology annotation, molecular function: acetylglucosaminyltransferase activity. NCBI's taxonomy places the organism in Eukaryota, Metazoa, Arthropoda, Insecta, Diptera, Drosophilidae.